CAGAGCACUUCUACUCCGCUGAGCUCCUGUGAAAACUGUGUGUGUGUGUGUGUGUGUGAACUCCUCGCGUGUGUGUGUUAAGAAGAGUUUUAUGUGUGUGCAUAGGGGUUGUGUGUUUUUCUAAGUGGAGCUGGAGUGCAGCCGUUCAUCAGUAGAGCUGACUGCAGACACGGGAAUACUCAGAUCUCAGUGCGCCGCUUUUUAACUCACACACCGGCUGCUUUUUGGACUUUUUUUUUUCUUCCAAGACUCACUGGCCUUUCCGCACCAAAGUGGGACUCUGCCGUUGCUCUCUUUCUGCCCUCCAGGCACCAUUCCUGUCACUGGAAUUACUGAAGUUUUCCCCCCCCCCAUUCCUUUCUGAAAAUAAUUUUCUACCUGCCUCACUUAUUAUAUAUCCUCCAAAUUUCUGGACUCUCAAAUUUCUGGACUCACAGCCACUUUUCUGUGCAUUCUCAUUAAAUUCAGACAUGCUCAAGCCUUAGAAUGGGUGCUUUGCAAGCUCAUAACAAGAGCUGAGUGAGCACUCUAUACUGUGAGUAUAUGAUCAAGAGGGUUAGUCUCAUAUGGGAAUAUUUGUUUUCUUUUUUUACUGGAAUGGAAAGACUUUGAGAGGUUAAAUGGGAAUAAGCUGUACAGUAACUAUGGAAAUGGUCAGUGCUAUCAGAGGCAUGUUGGGUUCAGGUGGACGCUGAUUCCGACUCGGAAUGUUCUGAACUCUUCUGGAAUUUGGUUUCCCUGGAAACGGAUGGACAGGUCUCCAUGUGUGACGUUUUUGUCCCAUCUUGGAUGUGAGAGGUGAACUUGGUUGACCUUCAUGAGAGUAUCUGUGAAUCUGCCAACAGAGACUCUUCAGAACCAAGGAGGGCAUUAUAAAGAUUACACCGUAUAUCAAGAACUGGAAAGACAGCCUGUAAGAGAGUGAGGCUGUGCCAAAGCAAACAGCAAGAGGGAGAAUCUGUUUUGGGGUUGCAAAGCUGAGGUGAUUCUGAAUCCUUGACAAACAGGUCCAAGCCCAAACCAGUCCAAAGGCAGGUGGACUGCAUCUAAUCUACAGACAAAAAUUGGGCAUUCAUGCUAAGCGGAAUCUAGGCCGAAAUCCAGCUGAAAACCACAAUAGAUUCACUUCACAGACUCAAACUUUUAAGUUUGUUCUAAGCGUGCCAAGAUGAUGACCAUGAUGAUGAUGAUGGUGGCCAUGAUGGUCACCUGUAGCUCUCUGUUCCUGCUGGGACUGGCCGCUGCCGCACAUGCUUCCUCCGGCACCACUUCCUCCACAUCUUCAUCCUCCUCCUCCUCUUCUUCUUCUUCCUCCUCCUCUUCCUCCUCACCACGCAUGAAGCUCUCAUACAAAGAGUUGCAGCAGUUCCAUGGAGUGCGGCGGUUCGAGCUGGAGCGUUCCUGCUGCUUCAGUGCUCUGCUGUUGGAUGAAGAAAGAGGCCGCCUCUUCGUCGGGGCCAAGAACUUCCUGCUGUCGCUAUCAUUAGACAACAUUGCCAAGCAGGAACACAAGAUCUAUUGGCCCGCUCCCGUCGACUGGAGGGAGGAAUGUAACUGGGCUGGCAAGGAUAUCACUUCUGACUGUGUGAACUAUGUGAAGAUUGUGCACCACUAUAACCGCACCCACCUGUAUGCCUGUGGAACCGGGGCCUUCCACCCUACCUGUGCCUUUGUGGAGGUGGGACACAGGAUGGAGGACCAUGUGUUCAGGAUUGAACCCUCUCAGGUGGAGGAUGGGAAAGGGAAGAGUCCGUAUGAUCCUCGCCACAAUGCUGUAUCUGUACUCGUUGGUGAUGAGCUAUAUGCAGGUGUGGCCACAGACUUAAUGGGACGGGACUUCACAAUCUUUAGAAGCCUGGGGAAACGCCCCUCCAUCCGCACCGAACAGCAUGACUCUCGCUGGCUCAAUGAACCAAAGUUUGUUGGUUCCUUUUGGGUCCCAGAAAGUGAAAACCAGGAUGAUGACAAGGUAUUUUUCUUCUUCCGUGAGACGGCAGUUGAGGCUCAGGGGCUGGGAAAGUCCACCUACUCCCGCAUCGGACAGCUCUGCAGGAAUGACAUGGGCGGUCAGCGAAGUCUGGUGAACAAGUGGACGACAUUCCUCAAGACCCGUCUUAUCUGCUCGGUGCCAGGAGCCGACGGCAGCGACACAUACUUUGACGAGCUGCGCGAUGUGUUCCUGCUGCAGACAAGGGACAGAAAGAACCCUCUGGUCUACACGGUCUUCUCUACUUCCAGCAGUGUAUUUAAAGGCUCAGCUGUGUGUCUCUACUCCAUGAAUGACAUCCGGAGGGCCUUCCUGGGGCCCUUCGCUCACAAAGAGGGGCCCAACUACCAGUGGGUCCCCUUCCAGGGAAAAGUCCCCUAUCCACGCCCAGGAAUGUGUCCCAGCAAGACAUUCGGCAGUUUUGAGUCCACGAAGGGUUUCCCAGAUGAUGUGAUCCAGUUUGCGCGUCACCAUCCUCUGAUGUAUAACCCUGUCUACCCUAUGAGCCGACGGCCCAUCUUCGUCAGAACUAACGUGGACUACAGCUUCACACAGAUUGCUGUGGACAGAGUCAGCGCCGCAGACGGACAGUAUGAUGUCAUGUUUAUAGGCACAGACAAAGGGACAGUACUGAAGGUAAUCAAUGUCCCCAAGGAGAGUUGGAACAACAUGGAGGAGCUUCUACUGGAAGAGCUGGAGGUCUUUAAAGAUGCCUCAUCUAUCAUUGACAUGCAGAUCUCCUCAAAACGGCAACAGCUGUAUCUGGGCUCAGACACAGGCAUUGCCCAGGUUCCACUUCACCGCUGCAGUGUGUAUGGGAAGGCCUGUGCUGAGUGCUGCCUGGCCAGAGACCCAUACUGUGCCUGGGAUGGAACAUCCUGUACUCGCUACCUGCCAAACACCAAGAGACGUUUCCGUCGCCAGGAUGUAAGGAACGGAGACCCCAACACCCUGUGCUCUGGAGACCACCAUAAGCACCGUGUUGCAGAGAGGAAAUUGUAUGGAGUUGAAGGAAGCAGCACUUUCUUGGAGUGUAUCCCCAAAUCCCUUCAGGCCAGAGUGACCUGGACCUUCCAGAAACAUCCACAAAACCCACGGGAAGAGGUGCAUCUAGAUGACCGCAUACUCCAGACAGAUAGAGGCCUUCUGAUUCGCCGUGUCCUGAAGAGAGAUAUCGGCAUCUACCAGUGCCACGCCAUGGAACACGGCUUCACCCAAACCUUACUAGGCAUCACUUUAGAAGUUGUACCUUCAACAUCCUCCUCAGUCUCCAAUCUACCCUCCGACGCCCCUGUCCGAUUAGACCCGCGCAGUGGAGGUGGACCCCCAAUGACCAAUCAAAAGCUUUGGUACCGGGACUUCAUGCAGCUUGUGGACCACCCUAACCUCAGCACCGUUGACCAGAUUUGCGAGCAAGUUUGGGCACGAAAGAACGCCGGCAGUGACCAAGGGGAUAAGACCUUUCCUGCUCCAGGGAAGGACGUCCCGUCUCUGGGCCCUGCAGUUCGCCCAGCUAACAAGAAGUGGAAGCAUCUUCAGGAGAUAAGGAAGGGGAGAAACCGCCGGACCCACGACGGGAAACCGAACCCUCGGGCGCCUCGCAGCGCAGGGGAGUAACAACGUAAACAAAGAAAUGGAGGGGUAAAAGAAUGACUGAUACAAGGAGAAAGAAGGGGAAUGAUGAGAGACUGAGAGACCAAGAACUCCUGGAGGUGGUGUUCAAACAUACAGAUACACGCACGCACACACACACACACACACACACACACACACACACACACACACACACACACACACACACACACACACACACACACACACACACACACAGCACCUCCUCUAUUGUGUAUAUUUAUCUAUGGAUGCCCCCACUAUAUGGUACCCCAAUCCCUGAGUCCUCGUCCCACUGGCCAGCCCCUGCAUGUGUUGCCUUACUGUCCAAAUUGAUUCUGCACGAUCCCUUUACACUGUUCCACUAGCAUAGUCAAGUGUACAAGCAGGUACGUGGAGUGAACCCACCUUUAUCUGUGGGCGAUAAACUUAUAUCAACUGUCAUUCCCUUUGCCAUUGACUGUAUAUGGAAAAUGGGUUCACCGCACAGGAUUACCACAUCUUUUGUUGGGUAAUUAAUGUUUGCCUACUACGUGCCAGCUACACAUGUUAUGUGUGGUUAGUGACUCACAGUAUGAACACCUACUCUCUGGACUACACCACUCAGAACAAAAACAGCCCCAAAGUUUUGGAUGACCUUUCCUCACGGCUUUUCUUACCUGAAGAUUUCAUAACAAUGUAGAAAAAUGAUGGGUGUAAUUGCUGCGCAUAAUGAGAGGGAAUGGAGAAACUGGAAUAUACUGGAAAGUAAUGGUCACCUACCUGUGUCAUGACAUGCUCAAUGCACCCUUCUGCUCAGAUGCAUUUAAACCUAACAACCCAAGGCACUUUUUUUUUAUCUCUAAAUGGAAACACAUUUAACUCUUUAUGUGCGAUUGCACAAGCAUGCAGACAAAUAAACACAUUGUUAAAACAUUUUUCCUACAGAAACCGAUACAUUGAUCAACUUCAGGUGGUGAUCUCGUUGCACAUAUUUCCAGUAACCUCACUUUUCACAUGGUUGUGUGUUAUUAUUAUUAUUACAUAAUGUCACAGACGAGGUAGAGACUGCCAGCAGCGUGGGGCAGCCUGUGGAGCAGAACCGCAUGUUGCAAAACUGGCAAUAUUAUAUAGUAGUUUUUGUGGUUAGUGGUUUCCGUAGGCACAUUAAGACAUGUUGCAGCGAAAUAAAUCACACAUUACAUAUGUAGCGCUGCGGUUAGAGAGCAGUCGUAUCUUGCAAGAUAUGAUUAUAUUGCUUUACUGGUCCAAACCACUAGAGAAUAAGGGGUGGAAAAACUACUGGCAUUCCAUGAUGUGAGAGAAAGAUGAGAUGUUUACAGUGUACAGACAUAUAAGUCAAUCUCCAAAAGCAAAUACAACUCCAAAUAAGACCAGGAUUACAUCUAAACAAGUGUUAGUUAUGUGGGAUCUUUAACAUACACAAAUAUUAUAAUAAGCAUCGGAGCUGCACAUAAAAGCGUUUUGACAUGAUCAAAAACCUCACACUAAAAUUUGCUAUUUAUUGGGUUUUAUUUUUGGCUGUGUUUAAUGUUUUAUGCAUUAACAUUAAGGAGAAUUAAUGAACAUGGUGGUUUGGGUGGGAAGCAUUAGUACGAUGAGGAUGAAGAGGGAAGUGGACUCUAGUAUGACAACCCAUGUUUCUGGGCUACAGUACAGUAUAUAUAUAUUAGCAUGAUAUUUAUGAGUGAAGCUAUGAUUUUGUUUUUGUAUUCUAAGCGGUAAUUCUACUCCUUGCUCUUUUACACUGUUCUUGCAUAUGUUGUUCGUGAUAGAUAUAUGCAAAUAAUAUGAGAUGAGCGAGUUGCCGACUCCUCAGUCAGCACGGCAAAAUGCAACUGUUCUGUGCCACCCACAAUGCAUUUCACCUGCAAAAAAACAAGUUCCAUUUGACUUCAUACACUGUUGGAAUAACUUCUCAACGUAGUGUUACAGUCGUUAAUAUCAUUGACUUUUGCUGCUUAAUGAUGUCAUCUCUUCCUAAUGGACAAUUAGUACGAUAAGGUCUUCCUUCUCUCUGUCUUUAGUCCAAUCUAUCUCUGUGUAUUAUCUGUAAAGAAACCUUGUUUGUUGAUUGUCUGUGCUAACAUGGUGUGUGUAGCCUGCCCCCUUAGUGUUGAUUGUGUGUAAAGGCUCGGAUUUGAAGCCUACCUGUGGUACCAUACUUUAUUAUAUCAUAGUCUAUCCACAUGAAAGACAGCAACUGGCCAUGUAAGAUAAAACAUGCAUUUAUGUUUUGCAUUCAUGAUUUUUAUGAUGAAUUUAUGAUCUACUUUGUGUUGCUGCCACAGAUUUCACGGAAGUAUCCUGUUUUUAAAGAGUUUCAGUAUACUGAAAUUGGCUAAAUUUGGCUGUUGGUGUGUUUCAUUCUCACAGUCCCUGAUAAAAGGAGGCAGCACAAACUAGGUCUGUGAGUGGUUUUAGAUGUAUGGAAUUCUUGUCCUUAUUUAUAUACCUUCUUUAUAGAGAUGUAAGUAACUCUUAAAACAGAACUGACUGACUCCUGUAAAAGGGACACUCUGCAUUUUGACACCACAUCCAGGAUUAACUGCAAAAAAAUGACAUGGAAAAAUAUUUUUAAAAUGAGUUUUAGAUGUAGAUGCUGCCUGUCUGUAGGCGAGAUAAAUCAUUUACAUUGGUAGUGAUGUCAAAUUUGCUCGAGUCUCUCUCUUAAGCCAGCUGUUUUGUGCUCUUUUGAAAUUGCAUGACCAAUGUUAGUGGCUAACGCGUUUGACAAUGGUGCGGUGGCAAGACAGAGCGAGAGAAAGAAAGCACAAUGUUGAAUAUUAUUAUUAUUCCUAUGUAUUUAUGUGCAAAAAUAAGCUGAUAUGUCGUGGUGGAUUUUUAUUUUUCUUGUAAAUGUAGAGUUACAUCUGUAUUGUUCAUGUUCUGCUGAAAAGGACUCAUCCUCAACAUUUUUGUGGACAUUACAGCCAAUGGUAAACAAAAAAAAACUCCUCCUGAACAGUGUCCAAUUAGAGUCUUUGUUGUUCACACAGCCCUCCAAUCAUCACUCCUGUUGUAUCCCAUGCCAUGUGACGCACCCAUAUAUGAUAACUCACAAGGAGAGGCUUGUGCGUUUGUGUGUGUGUGUGUGUGUGUGUGUGUGUGUGUGUGUGUGUGUGUGUGUGUGUGUGUGAGUUUUGGGGGAAAGCAGAGCUCUGUAUAUAAUGGCAAAGGAACAGUGGUGUGUGCGUAGAGUGGUCUGUAGGUGAAAGGUCGAAGGCCAAAGUUAACGUUGUGCACUGUAAUACUCCCAGAGGUCUUUGUGAAUUGUCAUGUCAGAUUGUUUUUGAUUAACACAAUAAAAAUAUGCAGUUACUUAAAAAUCGAAA
This is a messenger RNA of Perca flavescens (yellow perch), 6933 nucleotides long. It is a transcript of the gene sema3b, whose product is annotated as sema domain, immunoglobulin domain (Ig), short basic domain, secreted, (semaphorin) 3B. The transcript is spliced from 18 exons. NCBI's taxonomy places the organism in Eukaryota, Metazoa, Chordata, Actinopteri, Perciformes, Percidae. Gene Ontology annotation, molecular function: chemorepellent activity; semaphorin receptor binding. Gene Ontology annotation, cellular component: plasma membrane. The record is from RefSeq and is a predicted model, not a curated record. Bases 1169 to 3604 code for a protein of 811 amino acids. Gene Ontology annotation, biological process: axon guidance; negative chemotaxis; positive regulation of cell migration.